CAAUGUAAAUGAGUAAUUUCUUUUGCCUUUGAUUUUGUAAGUCUUGCUCUUUGGCUGUUUGGCAUAUUUCUCUUCAGUUUUUUUUUAUGUUCUUUCUAAUAUAGUUUUCUGUCAACAUAAGUUUGUGGCUAACUGAUUGAAAUGCUUCAAUGUGGAUAUUUGUCAGCUCUCUCCUUUUUUUUUUGAUUAAAAAAGGAUGCAAUUAAUGAAAUGAAAACAUAUCUGUUGCCUUGAUCUGUGUAGUCAUUUUAUAUUACAGGUGUUGCUCUCAUGGAUAUUAUAGAUUCAAAGAACAGAAAAUUCCUUAUUCUGUAUUUUUGGUUAUACUUACUUUGUAAUAUUUCACAUUUUGGCAACAACUUUUGUUGGUUUUGUUAUCAACUUAUUAUGCUAACUGUUGUUUCAUUUACAUGAUUUCACUUAGAACGUGGUUUUGAAUGUAGCUAAAACGUGUGUCCUUUUCAUGAUUUUGAGGCUUGGAUGUAAUACGAUGGACGAUGGCAGACACCAUGAAACUAGCAGACAUAAGGUGGACUAUUACAGAGCCUCGCACUCUCCGUGGAAUAUGAUGGCCCCGCAUCAAGUGAAGGAACCAAAUGCUUUAGUCAUGAAUAAGAAGAUCAUGUCCAUAAUUGCUGAGAGGGAUGCUGCCAUACGAGAGAGGAAUGCAGCAGUGUCUGAAAAGAAUGAAGCAUUGGCUGAAAGGGAUGAGGCUCGCCGGCAGCGAGAUGAGGUAAUGGCUCAGAGGGACUCAGCCUUAAUGGAAAGAGACAAUGCCCUUGCAGCCCUUCAAGUUCGGAAUAAUUCCAUGAAUGCAACACUGAGUGGCGGAGUUCAACGUGGAGUGAAGCGCACGAACCACCCAUCAGUUCAUAUGCCUAACAUGGCUUUAGCUACUUAUGACUCAAAGGAUACUUAUGACUCAAAGGAAAUGCAGAUAACUGAUGCCUUCCCCAUUACAGUUAUAUCUUCUGAUGCGAUCAAGUCACGUCAGACAAAGCGACCAAAGGUGAACAAGGGACAUUCAUCCAGGGAGUCAAAGCCACCGCGAAAGAAAGUAGCGGAGGAUCUGAAUAGGCGUGCUACUUCUGAUGGCACGAAGUAUAGAACAGAGUGGGAUAGUCAGGAUGUGGGCUUGAACCUCAUCACUUUUGAUGAGUCUACCAUGCCAGUGCCAGUUUGCUCAUGCACUGGUGCUGCCCGGCAGUGUUACAAAUGGGGGAGUGGUGGAUGGCAGUCAUCAUGUUGCACAACAAAUAUGUCAAUGUACCCUCUGCCACAAAUACCAAAUAAGCGGCACGCAAGAAUGGGUGGGCGAAAGAUGAGUGGAAGUGUUUUCACAAGAUUGCUUAGUCGGCUAGCGGCACAAGGUCAUGAUUUAUCAAUGCCACUGGAUUUAAGGGAAUACUGGGCCCGACAUGGGACAAAUCGAUAUAUUACAAUUAAAUAGCUUGAGAAAAAUCAUUUGGGAGAAUUGAUUUUCGGUUUGAGCGGCUUACUUUUCUUUUACUCUACUCCUUGAAUUUCAACUAAUUUCUUCUUACCAGAUUUAGCUGAACUGAAUGAAGGGAAAAGAGCUUCUUGAUAAGGUAGUUUUUCAACAUCUCUUGUUGGCUCAGACUGUUUUGUGAUUAAACUCAGGAUUUCUAUGCACAAUGAGAGAGACUUUUGUAAAGUACAAUACCUUGUAGGCGCGGUAGUGACGUGGCAGUCUAGCUGGCUCUUUCCUCUAUGAACAUGGUAAAGCUCGAAUCGACUUUGAUUCUUCAGAAGAAUUGUGAGAUUUUCUUCCGACCCUUUUCAUUUCAUAAAAGCAGGAGAUAAAUUUUCUGGCUGAAGGCUGCUGCCAUGACUGUAGGUAGCCAUGUUUCCUGAGAAAUUGGGAGGAAACAUUGAGAUGUAAUGUCUAUAAAGACUUUUAGUUGAUCAUCUGAUUAGUGAAAUUUCUUGAUUGUAGCUGUUGCUAGUUUCUCACUUUGAACCAAAACAAUUAGAUUAUGUUGCCUAGUUUUAAGUAACUUAAAUUUCCAUGUGCAGCCCUCUUGUUGAAGAAUGUUUAUCAAGUUACAGGCGUGAA
Messenger RNA from Humulus lupulus (European hop), 2077 nucleotides. Its product is annotated as protein BASIC PENTACYSTEINE4-like. The record is from RefSeq and is a predicted model, not a curated record. The transcript is spliced from 3 exons. Gene Ontology annotation, biological process: response to ethylene. NCBI's taxonomy places the organism in Eukaryota, Viridiplantae, Streptophyta, Magnoliopsida, Rosales, Cannabaceae. Gene Ontology annotation, cellular component: nucleus. Gene Ontology annotation, molecular function: sequence-specific DNA binding; DNA-binding transcription factor activity. The coding region runs from base 464 to 1450 and encodes 328 amino acids.